Messenger RNA from Microthlaspi erraticum, 549 nucleotides. The record is from the annotation of a GenBank genome assembly. Lineage: Eukaryota; Viridiplantae; Streptophyta; Magnoliopsida; Brassicales; Brassicaceae.
AUGGAAUAUUGGAGUAGCCCCUUCAUCAAUGGCGAUUCUUCUUCCAACUUCAUCUAUCCUCUCCAUAAUUUUGACUAUUUCUCAGGAAACCAAGGAAAUAAAUGUCUCUCUUCAGGAACAAUGGUGGAUGAACAACAAGGUUUGCUUCAUGGACAUCGUGUCCCUCUAGCAAUGGUGGAGAGUAGCUACGGAGAAGCAAGCAACAACAUCAAUGGAUAUGGAAAGAAGAAGAAGAAGCUAACGAGCGAGCAACUAGAGUCACUUGAGAGAAGUUUCCAAGAAGAGAUAAAGCUGGACCCGGACAGGAAGAUGAAGCUCUCCAGAGAACUCGGGCUGCAUCCGAGACAGAUUGCGGUUUGGUUCCAGAACAGGAAAGCCAGGUGGAAGAACAAACAACUCGAGCAUCUCUAUGAAUCACUAAGGCAAGACUUCAAUGUUGUCUCUAGAGAAAAGAUGUUGCUAGAGGAAGAGCUUAUACAACUGAAAUCGAUGAUAAGAGAGAAUGGUUUAAGCAGCGAGGCAGUAUCGGUUUACUUUCAGCUCAAUUAG